GCUGCGUAGGCUGCCAUGGCGGCGUGUGCGCAGGCGGCGGCCCUCAGCACCGAGCAGGCCAAGGCCGUGCUGGCCGAGGUGAUCAAGGCCUUUGGGUCGCCCGAGAACGCGCAGCGCAUGGACGAGGCUCGGGAUAACGCCUGCAACGACAUGGGCAAGAUGCUGCAGUUUCUGCUGCCGGUGGCCACGCAGAUCCAGCAGGACGUGAUCAAAGCCUACGGCUUCAGCAACGACGGCGAGGGGGUGCUGAAGUUCGCUCGGCUGAUCAAGUCCUACGAGUCGCAGGACCCAGAGAUCGCCAGCAUGUCGGGCAAGCUGAAGGCCCUGUUCCUGCCGCCCAUGACACUGCCCUCGCACGGGGCCAGCACAGGUGGAGUUGCCACCUCCUGAGCCUGUGGAGCUCUCCUGCCCCACCACCAGGUCACGCAGUUCUGGCUGCUGGUGGCCCCCGUCCAAGGUGUGGGCUCUAUCAGCCCCGGCAAUUGGAGCCCUUCAAGCAAGGGACUCUUCCGCGGUGCUUUGUG
Molecule: messenger RNA, 524 nt
Organism: Dryobates pubescens (Downy woodpecker)
Lineage: Eukaryota; Metazoa; Chordata; Aves; Piciformes; Picidae
Gene: C15H12orf57
Product: chromosome 15 C12orf57 homolog
Exons: 3
Coding region: 16-390 (124 amino acids)
Biological process (GO): post-embryonic development
Source: RefSeq, a predicted model, not a curated record